Pongo pygmaeus (Bornean orangutan) is the source of this 1690-nucleotide messenger RNA. It is a transcript of the gene MSRA, whose product is annotated as methionine sulfoxide reductase A. Gene Ontology annotation, biological process: cellular response to oxidative stress. Gene Ontology annotation, cellular component: cytoplasm. The transcript is spliced from 6 exons. Lineage: Eukaryota; Metazoa; Chordata; Mammalia; Primates; Hominidae. Gene Ontology annotation, molecular function: peptide-methionine (S)-S-oxide reductase activity. Bases 285 to 1115 code for a protein of 276 amino acids. The record is from RefSeq and is a predicted model, not a curated record.
GCUGGGGUCAGCUGACGUGCCUUUGUCUUUGUUUGGCUUCUCAUCUUCUGGCGCUAAACUGGGCACUAUGAAGGAGUCUAGUGCAUCGGUCUCACUUACCCGGAGUGCAUACCGUGGCGGCCCCAAGUUUUGGGCAGGAAAGGUGCCGCUGGGGUCUGCCCUUGCUCGCGGGCGCUCGCGGCGCUGUGCCUGCGCCCUCCUUUCUUCUCUCCUCUGCGCCGGCCGCCGGGACCCAGGGCACCUGCAGCGGGGCUGGUGCGAGUGUUGUCCCGGGAAACGCCGGAAUGAGACGAGACGAUGAAAACCUUAAGUGUGGAACUGCGUUUCAGGCCAGUGUUCUGGCUGCAAGAGUCACCCCUAGUACCCCCUCCUGCCCUAGGUCGGUCCCGCUGUCCGCAGGGGGCAGGGGCUGCUGUGUGCUGGGUCAGCUUAGAGCGAUGCUCCUCAGACUUGGAAAACUUUCUAGUUGUUCUCACACCAGUACUUUGGGAAAAUACAAUAAGGGUGAAAUACUAGAAAAAUGUUCACGUGCUUCGAUGCCAUGUAAUGCCAAACAUCAUGUCAAUGGCAACAGAACAGUCGAACCUUUCCCAGAGGGAACACAGAUGGCUGUAUUUGGAAUGGGCUGUUUCUGGGGAGCUGAAAGGAAAUUCUGGGUCUUGAAAGGAGUAUAUUCAACUCAAGUUGGUUUUGCAGGAGGCUAUACUUCAAAUCCUACUUAUAAAGAAGUCUGCUCAGAAAAAACUGGCCAUGCAGAAGUCGUCCGAGUGGUGUACCAGCCAGAACACAUCAGUUUUGAGGAACUGCUCAAGGUCUUCUGGGAGAAUCACGACCCGACCCAAGGUAUGCGCCAGGGGAACGACCAUGGCACUCAGUACCGCUCGGCCAUCUACCCGACCUCUGCCAAGCAAAUGGAGGCGGCCCUGAGCUCCAAAGAGAACUACCAAAAGGUUCUUUCAGAGCACGGCUUUGGCCCCAUCACUACCGACAUUCGGGAGGGACAGACUUUCUACCACGCAGAAGACUACCACCAGCAGUACCUGAGCAAGAACCCCAACGGCUACUGCGGCCUUGGGGGCACCGGCGUGUCCUGCCCAGUGGGUAUUAAAAAAUAAUUUCUCCCCACAUGGUGGGCCUUUGAGGUUCCAGUAAAAAUGCUUUCAACAAAUUGGGCAGUGCUUGUGUGACUCACAAUUGUGGCAUUUAAAGUGCACAAAGUACAAAGGAAUUUAUACAGAUCGCGUUUACUGAAGUAUAAUCUAUAGGAGGCGCGAUGGCAAGUUGAUAAAAUGUGAUUUAUCUCCUAAUAAGUUAUGGUGGGAGUGGAGCUGUGCAGUUUCCUGCGUCUUCUGGGGUCUGAGUGAAGAUAGCGGGGAUGCUGUGUUCACCCUUCUUGGUAGAAGCUAAGGCGUGAGCUGGGAGGUUGCUGGACAGGACAGGGGACCCCAGAAGUCCUUUAUCUGUGCUCUCUGCCCGCCAGUGCCUUACAAUUUGCAAAUGUGUAUAGCCUCAAUGACUCAUUCACUGAAAUCCUUUGCUUUACCAAAUCUAGACAUGCAUAAGGGGCUUUCUCUCCCUUUUCAGCCCUCUCUGUGCAGAGAAAAGAUGUGAGUCUGCUUGAUGAAUUCUAAUGCUUUGCUUAGAGCUAUGAGAAAUGUUUGUUUUAAUAAAAACCUACAGUCCAAUAAUG